CUGCCUACCUAUAUCAUAGUUGGCCACAACCAGUAUAACAACAAUGUAUUGGGCUUGUGUUUUAAUAACUUGUAUACAGUUAACAUACUGUAAGGUUCUUGUUCCACCAACUACAGUUUUAGAUUGGUGGCAAAAUUCAAUAGUUUACGAAAUAUUUCCAUUGUCAUUCAAAGAUUCAAAUGGUGACGGAUCAGGUGAUUUUAAAGGUAUAACCGAAAAAUUAGAUUACAUCGUAGAUCUAGGAGUGACAGCAAUUUGGUUAACGCCAUUUUUCGAAUCACCUUUAGAAUCUGGUGGCUACGACAUAACCAAUUAUCUAGAUGUACAACAUGUUUUUGGUACAUUAGAUGACUUCAAAGAUCUUUUAAAUACCGCACAUUCGAAAAAUUUAAAAGUUAUCAUGGACUUAGUUCCUAAUCAUACAAGUGAUAAACAUAUUUGGUUUGAAAAGUCUGCUAAAAAUGAAACUGAUUACGCAGACUAUUAUAUUUGGAAAGAUGCGAAAAAUCAAGAGGAUGUGAUAAAAAAUAAUGCUACUCCCAUUGUGCCGAAUAAUUGGCAAAUGAUUUGUGGUGGCAAUGCUUGGACUUGGCAUAAUACUCGCAAACAGUUUUAUUUCUCUCAGUUCAUUAAAAAUUUACCAGAUUUAAAUUUUCGAAACAAAAAUGUUCAUAAAGAAAUGAGGAAUGUUUUGAAUUAUUGGAUCAAAUUGGGAAUUGAUGGUAUUCGAGUAGAUGCUUUAAGACAUGUAUAUGAAAGCGAAAUUUUGGAUGACGAACCAAUAUUAGAUGAAAAUAUGGCUCUUAAUUACUUGAAUUUAGAUCAUAUUUAUACCAUAGACCAAGACGAAGUAUAUGACUUGAUCAAAGAAUGGCGUCUAUUACUUGAUGACUUUAAGGAAAAUGACCAUUAUACAAGGAUAAUAAUGACUGAAUCAUAUAGUAAUACUAGUGUUUUAUUUAAAUAUUACAUUAGUGGAGCUGAAGUACCAACAAACUUUAAUUUAUUAGAAAAUUAUCGUUAUACUCCGAAAGAUUUUGAGAGAGAAAUUGAAAAUUGGAUAACUAAAAUGCCAGUUGGAGCAACAUUUAAUUCGGUGCUUCAAAACCAUGACAAACAAAGAUUCACUACAUCGUACGGUACAGAAUUAACUGAUGGCAUGAACGCUUUAUCCUUAUUUCUACCUGGCGUAUCUAUAGUUUAUUAUGGAGGAGAAAUUGGUAUGGAAGACAUAUCGGAUGAAGUCAAUUAUGCAAGAAGUCCUAUGCAGUGGGAUGAUACGAAUUAUGCAGGGUUCACUAAUAGCACACAUGAACCGUGGGUUGCGAUACAUCCAGAUUAUGUCACGAGAAACGUGCAGACGGAAAAUAACAAUCCUAAAAGUUAUUUAAACUUUUUCAAAUCCGUAUCAAAAUUACGUCAGACUGAAACGUUUAAAAGAGGAGGGUUGGCGAUUGAUAUUUUUAACAAUAAUACAGUGUUUGUUUUAACCAGAUUUUUGCCAGAACAUGAGAACUACACGUUAAUAAUCAAUAUGGAUACAAACUAUACACAGCGUGUUCGUUUGUCAGAUCAAAUAUCAAAUUUGCAUGAUAUUUUAACUAUUGUUGUUGGAUCCGAAAACUCAAAUUUCAAUCCUGGAAACUCGAUAUCAACUACAGAAUGGUUGACUCUAAGUCCCGGUGCCACAAUUGUUCUCACUGACAACCUAAUUUCGACAUCAUCAAGUAUUCCAGUAGAUGACACUGCAACAAAAUCAACACCUUCAUCCAGUACUCAAUUAUACAUAACAUCAAGAAUAGUAUUACUUUGCUUAUUUUUAAUUACAAUUUUUAAUCUAUAGGUCUCAUAUUUUUUAAUAAAAUAAAUAAGUAAUUAGAAAUGAUAAUUUAUUUUAUAUAUGAAACUGUUAACUGCCCUGAUCUGAGUCUUAUCGGUUUUAGGGUCCUACCAAUGAAUGCCAGAUGUUUAAUACCUUAUUUUAUAUUGCGUCAAGUAAUCAGUAAUUCUUUAUAAUUUUGUUUUUCCUUAGCAUCAGUAUUUAAUGAUUUUAUAAUUAUUACAGUAACGAUCAUCAAUUUGGUUUUGAUUUUUUAUCCGAUAAUAUUUGCAAGUUGAAAUAAUUUUAAAUUCUAAGCGCAGCAAUGAUUGUAUUUAUUUUACUUUGAUGUGUGCUUUUUGUAAAUGAGUAUGCGGUGGUUUUGGAUUUGGUAUUUGUACUUUGACAAUAUUAAACUUAAAAAUUUCCCAAACUUAUUUUUAAAAAUUAAAAAAUUUGGAAAAUCAUUUUUAUAUAAGUCUAAUUUUCGACGAAAUCAUUUUUGUUUUUCUGAUGUAUGCCAUUUGAAAACGAUUACCGUAAAUGCUUGACAUUUUUACCAAAUGUUUAUAUUAUCGGUUUUAAUUUUAUUUCCGUUAUUGUUGAGCUAUUUAAAGGCAUAUGAAAUUUUAAAUUUUUUUAGUUUUUUUUUAUAAAUGUCAAUUAAAAAUUAUUUACUAGGUGGAAAUAUUUGAACAUUUAAUAGAAAACUCUUCAUACGUUAUUAAUUUCUUAAUUAAGAUGACGUUUAAUCUGCAUGUAUUUUCUCCGUCUUAUACACCUAUGAUAUAGUAAAUUUUCGUUCACCGGUUUCAAUAGUGAACUUGAAAUGAGUAUAAAAAAUAUUAAUAUUUGAAAAUGCUCAUAAUUAGAGUUAGGAUGUUGAUGACUUUUGCAUUUUUUUUCCUUUAAUUCUAUACAAUGCUAUCUUAGCUAAAAAUUUGUUUCAUGUUCCCCUAAUUCAGAAUAUUCUAAUUUUAUUUUGCAUUAUUUUGCAUAUUUGGGCAUUUUCAGCUAUAAAUGCAUUUUUGGUGUUUUUUAACGUCAUUUUUCAACAUUUUUAAGUCAUUUUUUCAUAAUUUUGGUCUUAUUUGUAGUUUUUGUACAAUGGUGAGUGAUUUUUCUCAAAUUUUAAAUUUUAAAGAAAAUUUGUAUAACAUCAAAAAAAAUAAUUUUAAUUUUAUUAUUGUGGGGUUUUUGGUGUUAUACAUUGAUAAAAUAAGACACACGCCGAUCAUAGAUGCUUAUCGAACGUUACGCUUAUCGAAUAUUGAGAAUAUUUUUAAUACAAUUUUUUGUAUUUAUUUUAUUAUAUUAUAUUAUUUUACUUUUUAAUUUAUUUUAAUAAUUUUAUGCUUAAAAUCUAAAUGUACAUACUAUUGUUUAUUGUUUAUUUAUAUUAUUUUAUUAAUAUUAUAAUUCAUAUUAUUUUAAAUUACUAUAAUUACACCCAUAUCAAUAAUAAAAAUUAUUAUUUAUAAAUA
Aphis gossypii (cotton aphid) is the source of this 3303-nucleotide messenger RNA. RefSeq names its product maltase 2-like. The transcript is spliced from 10 exons. The record is from RefSeq and is a predicted model, not a curated record. Lineage: Eukaryota; Metazoa; Arthropoda; Insecta; Hemiptera; Aphididae. Gene Ontology annotation, biological process: carbohydrate metabolic process. Bases 44 to 1843 code for a protein of 599 amino acids.